GGUAAGCUCUGAAGACUGUCAUCCAUGACAAAAAUGGUUUAUUGGGAGCGCGAUUGCAUGUACUGGAUAAGUUGCAUGCUAAUGUUUUUCUUUCUUACCUACGGAGUAAAAAUGAACCCCUCUAUUGACGACUAUUGUGAGAUUUGGAAGUCAUGGGAAGCUUCUGGUCACCAAUUAACUCAUGAGGAGGCUUGUGCCUUCUGGGAGUUUGUCAUAAAGAACUGGAGCUCGAAGAUUGGAGAAAUUUUGGCUCAACGGUUGUUAAAAUUGCCUGUAUAUUCAGGGUCAAGUCCAAUUAAUCUGGUCAAUAAACACGACGUAUUCAUUGCUGAUGAGCUGCAGGUUCUUUUUGAAAGGUCUUCAUUGGGUUCACUAUUUGUUUGGUAUCUCCAACCGAGCAUGAAAUCUCUUCCCAGAACUAAGUUGCUAGAAAUUUAUAGCAAAAUAGGUGUUAGAAGUAUCCCUGAAUCUGUGAAGCAAAGGCUCUCUGAGGUGGAUGCUGUCAAUCUGAAGCAGCUGCAACCGAAGGAAGUAUUCUUGGCUUUCUAGCUGAUGUUUCGCCCAAAAUGGAAGUAGAUGUUAGGCAUGACAUGGUCAGACGCCUUCUUGAUGUUACCGUCCUAGAGGCAGCUGGGAGCCAAAUAACAAUGCGCCACACAUUGUCACUCUCCUCUGGUGAAACCCUCAAUGUUGAAGCCAGGCAAAUGCUCAGAUGGGAGAAACAGAUAUCAGAGCUUUUUGUGCAGAAAUUGGACAAGGAUGGGGGACCAAAAACCAUAAUUGAGUAUGCUUCACUCUUCACAUUUUUCUCAAGUAGUUGCUGGAGGCUUAAUAUGGGAGAAUGAAGAUCACACGUGUCAGCUGGCAGACCUUAUAAUUAUAAGGUUGGGUUUUCUCGUGGAAUUCAAUGAUGAAAAAUCUGCAGACAUUUUUGGAGGAUGAAGAGUUUCUUUCUUCCAUCUUUCAAGAUGAAUAGCCGAAUGGCAGGGAGAUGGGCGAUGAAAAUCCCGAUUUAUUCAAGAAGUUACCUGACGGGUUUAGACAAAAAUUUACACGAGAAAUUUUAUCACGCACAAGCCCUGCGGAUGUCAUGAGGCUCUCACUUGUGUCGAGAAGUUUCCGGGCGUCAGCCAAUUCUGACGUUGUUUGGGACACAUUCAUUCCACCUGAUCAUCGGAGACUUGCUCUACAGGGCCUACGCAAUUACACUUUUGAUUCUAGCAAACGAUUGUUUCGGUAUCUCUGUGGCACUCAGCGCUUUUGGUUAGAUAAAUGGAGCGGGAAGAUGGGCCUCUAUAUUGAUCAUAGAUCGCUAGCAAUCACACAGCUUGAUACAGAUUACUGGAAGAAAAGCGUUUCUGGGCCGGUGCUUGGUCAUGUAAUUUGGCUUGAAGUUUGCGGGAGAAUACCCACGUCAAAAUUGUCACCAGAUACGACCUAUGAAGCUUAUCUUGUGUUUUUCCUGUCAAAGUACGUUUGCUAUGGAUUUCACACACCUAUAGAGACUUCUAUUGGGAUACCAGGGGAAGAAAGCACAAAAGCAAUCAUAUAUUUGGAUCCUCGAAUAGCUGAGUCCAAAAGCAAUCACCAUUAUCCAAAUACAAAGCCGAGGGAAAGAAUUACUGAUUCUAUAGAAGUUAAGUUGGGUGAAUAUUUCAAUAAAAAAGGGGAGAACAGAGAUGUUGAGAUCACUUUGAAAGAAGUAAAAAGUGGAAAGCCCAAGUGUGGUGUCCGCAUUGUUGGGAUAGAGAUGCGACCAAAGCAAGCUUAAUAUAAACCUCUGAUUCAAUACCGUGCUCGCUCUUGUUUGGGAUCGGAGGUUUUAAAUAGUUCUUUCACUAUUCGGAAAACUUCAAUUGACAAUGUCUGAGAAAAAUUGACCGAUGUACUAGAGAGGUUUAUACAUCAAUUUCUAACAAAUUUCAUGUCUUCCACAUACUUUUUAAGUUAUA
Messenger RNA from Daucus carota subsp. sativus, 1952 nucleotides. Its product is annotated as F-box protein At2g02240-like. Lineage: Eukaryota; Viridiplantae; Streptophyta; Magnoliopsida; Apiales; Apiaceae. Bases 992 to 1771 code for a protein of 259 amino acids. Gene Ontology annotation, molecular function: protein binding. The record is from RefSeq and is a predicted model, not a curated record. The transcript has 4 exons.